GGCCUGGCGGGGGGACCAUGGGCGCCUCAGCCUCCAGGGGCCAGGUUGCCCGGAUCCCCGCGCCGGAGCCAGAACCUGAGGAGGCGGCUCUGGGCCUGAAUCAACUACCACCGGAGCUGCUCCUGGUGGUGCUGAGCUACGUGCCCCCACGCACGCUGCUCAGGAGCUGCCGCCAUGUGUGCCGGGGCUGGCGCGCCCUGGUGGACGGGCAGGCCCUGUGGUUUCUGAUCCUGGCCCGCGACCACGGGGCCACUGGCCGCGCCCUGCUACCGCUAGUCCGCAGCUGUCUGCCCCCCGCCCGCAACGGCAGGCUCUGUCCCUUGGGCCGCUUCUGCUUGCGGAGGCCCAUCGGACGCAACCUCAUCUGGAACCGCGGAGGCCAGGGCCUCCGGAAGUGGAUGGUGCGGCAAGGUGGGAACGGCUGGUUGGUAGAAGAAAACGGACCAGCAGUGCCCGGGGCCCCUUCACAAUCUUUCGGAACUUCUUUCAGGUGGUGUCUCAAGAAGGAGUUCUUGGACCUGGAGGAAGAGGGUUUGUGGCCAGAACUGCUGGAUAGUGGCAAGAUUGAGAUUUGUGUCUCAGAGUGGCAGAGAGCCCGAGACGGGAGUACCUGUGUGUACCGACUCCUUGUCCAACUUCUAGAUGCCAACCAGACCGUUCUAGAUACAUUCUCUGCUGUGCCGGAUCCCAGCCAGCAGUGGAACAAUAAUAGCUGCCUUUGGGUCACCCACGUGUUUUCCAACAUCAAGAUGGGCGUCCGCCUUGUGUCUUUCGAACACUGGGGUGAGGAGACGCGGUUCUGGGCUGGCGACUAUGAAGCCCGUGUGACCAACUCCAGUGUGAUUGUGCGACUCUGCCUGUCCUAG
Messenger RNA from Otolemur garnettii (small-eared galago), 866 nucleotides. RefSeq names its product F-box protein 27 (gene FBXO27). The record is from RefSeq and is a predicted model, not a curated record. Bases 18 to 866 code for a protein of 282 amino acids. Lineage: Eukaryota; Metazoa; Chordata; Mammalia; Primates; Galagidae. The transcript has 5 exons. Gene Ontology annotation, cellular component: cytoplasm; SCF ubiquitin ligase complex. Gene Ontology annotation, molecular function: protein binding; ubiquitin protein ligase activity. Gene Ontology annotation, biological process: SCF-dependent proteasomal ubiquitin-dependent protein catabolic process; glycoprotein catabolic process.